UCACAUCACAGUUCAAGAGCCUGUUGCCUUUUGCUGUGACGCAAAAGUUUAUUAUUGAAUUUGUCCCAAUAUCUAAAAUGUUUCAUGUAUUUAAGGCCUGAUUUGACCUCAUUAUUAUCCCAACAUUUUCAUACUCUGGACACAGUCGACAAGGCUACAGGAGCAACCACAAAUCUGGUGUAUUUUCCUCCUCACCAAUCCGCACUCAGGAGAAUGGGCAAAUCUGAAAGUCAAAUGGACAUCAUGGAGAAAUCUAGUAAACCUGGGAAACACCGCUGGACCGCGGCUGAGAUUGGGCUGUCUGUGCUCCUGCUGCUGGUCAGCUGUGCCCUUGCUGGACUCGUGGUGCUCUACACAUCGGCAGUGAAAGAGCAAUCUAGCAGGCCGAGUGUGGCGAGGGAGUCCAAGGGUUCCACACUUACAGGUCAACAGGAUCACUUGAGCUCAGACAAUGUUUGUACCACCGCUGACUGUGUUACUGCAGCUGCACGUCUGCUACAGAACAUGGACAGCUCGGUGAAGCCCUGUGAGAACUUUUACCAGUUUGCUUGUGGGGGCUGGUUAGAGCGGCAUGUCAUCCCAGAGACCAGCUCCAGACAUAGUGUCUUUGACAUCCUGCGAGACAAACUCGAGAUUGUCCUCAAAGGUGCUCUGGAAACACCAAGCGACCAAGACAGAGAUGCCAUCAGAAAGGCCAAAGUGCUUUACAACUCCUGCAUGAAUGAAAGUCUAAUAGAGCAAAGAGAUUCUCAACCUCUACUCAAACUUAUAGACAGUAUAGGAGACUGGCCUGUAGCAUCUGAUGACUGGAGCAACACAACAGAGGAAAUUUGGAGCUUGGAGGACACUCUUGCCACCCUCACAGCUCGGUUUCACAAGAAGGUUGUACUGGACAUGUACGUGUGGACAGACGACCGUGACUCGCAGAAACAUAUCAUCUAUAUUGAUCAGCCAGGACUGGGAAUGCCAUCAAGAGACUAUUACUUCAAUGAUGGGAACUACAAAAAGGUACGAGAGGCGUACCUCCACUUCAUGGCUUCGAUUGCCAGAAUUACUCGUGAGGAUCGGAAUUUGACUCAGGACGACGAGAGGGUUUGGGAUGAGAUGAUCCAAGUUCUGGAGCUGGAAACAGACAUCGCAAACGCCACAUCUCCAGCCGAGGAGCGCCAAGACGUUACUGUCCUCUACAACAAGAUGACACUGAGCGAGCUGCAGAGCACGUACAGCUUUAACGGAUUUAAUUGGACCAGAUUUAUCCAGGGCGUCCUCUCCAGUGUGUCAGUGGAAAUCCAGUCUGAGGAGGAGGUGGUGGUUUACAGCGCCCCCUAUCUUGAGAAGAUGAAUGAAGUCUUGUCACGACACAGUGUCAGAACUAUGCAGAACUACCUCACAUGGCAGCUCAUCAUUGACAGAGUGAACAGUUUGAGUCGCAGAUUCAAAGAUGCCCGAGCACGAUACAGAAAGGCUCUUUAUGGCACGACCGUGGAGGAUGCCUGGUGGCGAGAGUGUGUCCGAUACAUCCAGAACAGCAUGGAAAAUGCAGUAGGGGCUUUAUAUGUGAGGGAGACCUUUGCUGGAGAGAGCAAAAGGAUGGUUAGUGAUCUUAUUGUCAAAAUCCAACAAGCUUAUGUGGAGACACUGGAGGAGCUGAGCUGGAUGGACACACCAUCAAAAGAGAAGGCGCGAGAAAAGGCAAUGUCAAUAAAGGAACACAUUGGCUAUCCAGACCACAUUCUACAAGAGAACAACCAGAAACUUGACCAGGAAUACAGCCAUUUAAACUUCAGUGUAGAGCAUUAUUUUGAGAACAUCCUGGAAAACCAGCGUUCUGAAGCUCAGAAGAGUCUGAAGAAACUCCGAGAGCCAGUGGACCCUGACCUGUGGAUCAUUGGCGCUGCAGUGGUCAAUGCAUUUUAUUCUCCAAAUAGAAAUCAAAUUGUAUUUCCAGCUGGGAUCCUGCAGCCACCUUUCUUCAGUAAACACCAACACCAGGCUCUGAACUUUGGAGGAAUAGGAAUGGUCAUUGGACAUGAAAUUACGCAUGGAUUUGAUGACAAUGGGCGGAAUUUUGACAAAGAUGGAAACAUGCUUAACUGGUGGAGUAACUACUCAGCAGAGCAUUUUAAAGACCAGUCUCAGUGCAUGGUGCAACAAUACGGCAACUUUAUCUGGAAACUUGCAGGCGGACAAAAUGUUAGCGGCAUCAGCACUUUAGGAGAAAACAUAGCAGAUAACGGAGGAGUGCGUCAGGCUUAUAAGGCCUAUCUGAAGUGGGUUGAAACAGAGGGAGAGGAGCCUCGGCUGCCAGGGUUAGACAUGGACCACAAGCAACUUUUCUUUCUCAAUUUUGCGCAAGUGUGGUGUGGGGCGUAUCGACCAGAGUAUGCAAGCCAAUCUAUCAAAACAGACUCCCAUAGUCCUUUAGAAUACAGGGUUCUCGGAUCUCUCCAGAAUUUUGAAGCAUUUUCCGAAGCGUUUCAGUGUCCACGAGGAAGUCAAAUGAACCCAGAGCAAAAGUGCAGAGUCUGGUAGAGAUUUUAAACAUGAAUAUAUAUAUAUAAGUAAAUAUAAGUUAUUUUUGGUGAAGUUCAAAGUGAUAUCCAACAGGUUUUUAAGUGCAGGACUGUGCCAAGAUCUAAGGCAGGAACUAGAAAGAAUACUUUAUAUAAAUGUUUAUAACAGAAGAAAAAUAAAAACUGGAAUGACUUGGAGAGUUAAGACCUCUUCCAAGGCAUUGACGAUAUCUUGCAAUGAACAUGUGACAAAGAGUACCAGUACCUUCAGCAACCUCACUCCUGAUUGGCUCUUUGGUUGCUGUAAUAUGCAUUCUUGAAAUUCCAAAUAUGGAACUUGGCUCUAAAUUAGUCACUAUAGCUGCUAGCCUUGAUUGGCUUCAUUUGGCUGGAGCCGAACGCUAUGAGUGACGCCACAUUCCCUCAGUCCACUUCUAUAUACAGUCUGUGGUCCUAGAUAUAAAUUGCUAUUUCAGGAGUAAAUUGUUAAGUGAGCCAAGAUAUCUCAAAAUGAUACAAACUUCCUUAAAACACCUCUGGGCCUAUAUUACAGUAUUUUCUGAUCUCUGUUAUCUAUUUUUCCUCAUAAAAACAUACUUUGGGUUGUGUUUUGUUUCAUUCACACAUGUUUAACACACAAAUCAUGUAUAUUUAGGAGUUACGCUCUGGUCCUCCUUGUGAUGUCAUGUGGUAAUACAGGCAGCCUCACUAUUGAAUAAUUUGGAUGAUUUCAGCCCUUGAAUAUCCUGUCUCUAAUGAACAAAAGAUAAAAGAUAGCUGUUUACUUGAAAACUACGUCUUUACAACAUCACAAGCUGGAACAGAGCAUUUUGAGCUUUAGAGAUGUAGACAGACAGAAUAAACCAGGAUUACUCAAACAUACAUGAAAGAAAGAAAGCACAACACCAGGUAUGUUUAUGAUGCUGUAACAGGAUUACAACAUGGGCUGAAGCUCACAGGAAUCCAAUUUGUGUAACAUAGGAUCUUGAAACUCCAAUCGAGAAAUUUCUUUAACUUUACCACAAACUUUAAAACUAAUCAUCUAUUUAAGUGCUCUCGUUUAAUAACUUUUUUCACACCUCAGUACUUUGGCACAGGUCUGAAUCUUAGACAGCUUGGAGAGAACAAAAUGGCUGACUUUAUAGGAAUGACAUUGUAAAAGGGACGAAGCUGCAGACUGCCUUUGAGCCUUACUGCAAUUUUCAUUUUGGUUAUCUCUGUCUUGUAAUAAAACAUUACAUAGCGACUGUAGCCUGAGCUUGUGAUGAAUGAACAACAACAGCAUUAGUCACAGUUUGGUCACUCAUUGUCCAAGAAACAAAAAUUACCUAAAGACUUCGACUGUUAAAACUGCGCAGCUUUGACCCUUAAUUAACAUCCCACAAAAGCUGCCAUCAUGAGAAGCUUUUGUUUCAAACUGGUAUAAGCUAAUGUAACUUGUAAUGGUUUACAUGUUUUUAUUUAGUUUUUAAUUCCUCAUCUGUUACUGUUUUCUUGCCAUUUUCGUAGCCUAAAUCUUUUUCAGCAAACUGGAGACUGUUAUGUAGGUUUUGUCCAAGUAUGGUUCAUAUGUUGACAUUUUAGUUGGUACUUUUUAUAUAUAUAACUGAAGCUUUGUAAUUUCACAUGAAGUGGUUAAUGACUGUAAGCCAUGUAUGCUUGGGACAAAAGGUUUUAUUGAAUUGGCAAAAGCAUGAAGGCAGUCUGGCAAAUAAACUCACUUUUAAUUAAGUCACAAAAUCAAUAUUCUCAACGUUUUUGAUGCCUAUUUGUGAUAUAAGCUUUGUCACCUGCUUGUCUCCAUGGAAAUGAAUGCUUUGCCUGGAAUGCUCCACAGUAUGGCAUUAAACUUAACUAUUUUGCAUGUACUAGCACUAUUCAAGUCUUUUAAAUACUAAAUGGGCACCUUGCGUAAUACCAUGCAAGUGAGUGUUGUCACCUCUACACAGAUCUGACUUUGCCUUGUGGCUUCACCUGCUUGUUUCUGUGGAGUAGAGAAGUUUAAUGCUAUAUUGACAAAAUAGAUUAUCCGCAUGAUGACAUUCAGAUGAUAAUAUGGCAGCCCGUCAGAUAUAUGCUAAAACAUGAAUAUUGUUUGAUUUCUUCUUUUUGCAUAUUGUUUUAGCAGUUUUUAUUAAUGGCCUACUACACAAUAUUCUAAUGUUUCAUGUCUCCAAAGCCAGCAAAUCCAAUAUCAUUCAUUUUUCAAUUUCUCUGUCCAUAAUAAACAUGGAUCUAUGCUUUGUUUACAUUUCACAAAUCACCCUCAAAGCAUCUCUACGCUCUAUACACGACUUGUAGCUUUUCGGCCACAUCCAAUUACAUGGAGAAAGCACUCACACCCGGCCGCUCAGCAGAUGAGAGGGUGGCCUUCUGAUCCCCCAUUGAUCAGUGCGGCGGAGAUGAAAGCGGAGCUGCGUUUAGUGAACCCAAACUAAUACUUUCCAGACAAUAAGCGCAACUCCGGACUCUUCUAUUGUACCUUUAUGAAGCAGUAAUGACAGAUGAAUCAAAGGGCAGCGCUGAUGCUAGAGCCGGCCAUGUUGACUAUUUUUGUUGUUUUCGGUCACUGGUCUGAAGCCCUCGAUAUAACAUGACGACUUAUGUCUCCCAUAGACUCAAAUGAUUGUGCUUUAGAACAUUGCAAAAAUACUUUAUCUACACUACUCUCAAAUUACUUGAAGUCAGAUUUUUUUAUACGCAAAUAUGAAUUUAAAAUCUAACAUAACAUUGCAAGUAUUAGAAUGAAGAAAGUGAGACAUUUUGUUUUAAGCAAA
Molecule: messenger RNA, 5290 nt
Organism: Boleophthalmus pectinirostris (great blue-spotted mudskipper)
Lineage: Eukaryota; Metazoa; Chordata; Actinopteri; Gobiiformes; Gobiidae
Gene: mmel1
Product: membrane metallo-endopeptidase-like 1
Exons: 24
Coding region: 85-2532 (815 amino acids)
Biological process (GO): protein processing
Cellular component (GO): plasma membrane
Molecular function (GO): metalloendopeptidase activity
Source: RefSeq, a predicted model, not a curated record